CUCACUUUCACUGAGGCAAGUCCUUAAAUUUCUCUGCAAAACUUUUAGGACUUUACACUAAAUCAUAGACAUUUUACCUUUUUUUUUUUUCUCCUGGAAGCUAAAAGUAUUUCCUAGAAGAGUUCAUUUUUCACUUCUCUAGUUGAAUGUUUGCUAGAAAUAACAGCCAUGCAAAUAGAGCUUUCUACCUCCUUCUUUCUGUGCCUUUUACAAGUAAGUUUUAGCGCCACCAGAAGAUACUACCUGGGUGCUGUGGAACUGUCCUGGGACUAUGUACAAAGUGAUCUACUCAAUGACCUGCAUGUGGACACAAGAUUUCCUCCUAAAAUGCCAAGAUCUUCUCCACUCAACACCUCCAUCAUGUACAAAAAGACUGUGUUUGUAGAGUUCACAGAUGGUCUUUUCAACAUUACCAAGCCAAGGCCACACUGGAUGGGUCUGCUGGGUCCUACCAUCUGGGCUGAAGUUUAUGACACUGUGGUUAUUACACUUAAGAACAUGGCUUCUCAUCCUGUCAGUCUUCAAGCUGUUGGUGUAUCAUACUGGAAAGCUUCUGAGGGAGCUGAAUAUGAUGAUCAGACAAGCCAGAGGGAAAAAGAAGAUGAUAAAGUCUUUCCUGGUGAGAGCCAUACCUAUGUCUGGCAGGUCCUGAAAGAAAAUGCUCCAAUGGCGUCUGACCCACCAUGUCUCACCUACUCAUAUCUUUCCCAUGUGGACCUGGUAAAAGACCUGAAUUCAGGCCUCAUUGGAGCUCUGCUGGUGUGUAGGGAAGGGAGCCUGGAGAAAGAAAGGACACAGACUUUACACCAAUUUGUACUACUUUUUGCUGUAUUUGAUGAAGGUAAGAGCUGGUACUCAGAACCAAAGGGUCCCUUGACCCAGGCUACAGAUUCUGCACCUGCUGGGGCCUGGCAUAAAAUACACACAAUCAAUGGUUAUGUAAACAGGUCUCUGCCAGGUCUGAUUGGAUGCCACAGGAAAAUGGUCUACUGGCAUGUGAUUGGAAUGGGAACUACCCCUGAAGUACACUCAAUAUUUUUAGAAGGUCACACAUUUCUUGUGAGGAACCAUCGUCAGGCUUCUUUGGAGAUAUCACCAAUAACUUUCCUUACUGCUCAGACACUCUUGAUGGACCUUGGGCAAUUUCUACUGUUUUGUCAUAUCCCUUCCCACCAACAUGAUGGCAUGGAAGCAUAUAUCAAAGUAGAUAGCUGCCCAGAGGAACCCCAACUACAGAGGAAAAAUAAUGAAGAUGAAGAUUAUGAUGAUGAUGAUGAUGAUCUUGAUUCUGAGAUGGAUGUGUUCAGAUUUGAUGAUGACAACUCCCCCUUCCUCCAAAUUCGUUCAGCUGCCAAGAAGCAUCCUAAAACUUGGGUUCAUUAUAUUGCUGCUGAGGAAGAGGAGUGGGACUACGCGCCUUCAAUCCUCACCCCUGAUGAUGGAAGUUAUAAAAGUCAAUACUUGAAAAAUGGCCCUCGACAGAUUGGUAAAAAGUAUAAAAAAGUUAGAUUUAUGGCAUACACAGAUGAAACCUUUAAGACACGUGAAACUAUUCAGUAUGAAUCAGGAAUUUUGGGACCUUUACUCUAUGGAGAAGUUGGAGAUACACUGUUGAUUAUAUUUAAGAAUCAAGCAAGCCGACCAUAUAACAUCUAUCCUCAUGGAAUCACUGAUGUCAGGCCUCUGCACUCAGGGAGAUUGCCAAAAGGUGUAAAACACUUGAAGGAUUUUCCAAUUCUGCCAGGAGAAAUAUUCAAGUAUAAAUGGAGAGUGACUGUAGAAGAUGGGCCAACUGAAUCAGACCCUCGAUGCCUGACCAGGUAUUACUCUAGUUUCAUUAAUCUGGAAAGAGAUCUAGCUUCAGGACUCAUUGGCCCUCUCCUUAUCUGCUACAAAGAAUCUGUAGAUCAAAGAGGAAAUCAGAUGAUGUCAGACAAGAGAAAUGUCAUCCUGUUUUCUGUAUUUGAUGAAAAUCAAAGCUGGUACCUCACGGAGAAUAUGCAGCACUUCCUCUCCAACACAGCUGCAGUGCAGCCAAAGGAUCCAGAGUUCCAGGCCUCAAACAUAAUGCACAGCAUAAAUGGCUAUGUUUUUGAUAGCUUGCAGUUAUCAGUUUGUUUGCAUGAGGUGGCAUACUGGUACAUUCUGAGUGUUGGAGCACAGACUGACUUCUUAUCUGUCUUCAUCUCUGGAUAUACCUUCAAACAUAAAAUGGUCUAUGAAGAUACACUUACCCUAUUCCCAUUCUCAGGGGAAACUGUCUUCAUGUCAAUGGAAAAUCCAGGUGUGUGGGUUCUGGGGUGCCACAACUCAGACUUUCGGAACAGAGGCAUGACCGCCUUACUGAAGGUUUCUAGUUGUUACAGGAAUAUUGGUGAUUAUUAUGAGGAUAUUUAUGAAGAUAUUUCAGCAUAUUUGCUGAGUGAAAACAAUGCUCUCGAACCCAGAAGCUUCUCCCAGAAUUCAAGGCAACCUAGCACUAGGAAAAAGAAAUUAAAAGCUACUACAAUGCCAGAAAACAACAUAGAGAAGGUUGACCCACAAUCUGGAGAAAGAAUAGGGAUGGUUAAAAUACAAAAUGUGUCCUCCAGUGAUUUUUUGAGGCCCUUGGGACAGGGUCCUACUCCAACUGGAUUAUCCCUGUCAGAUCUCCAAGAAACCAUAUAUGAGACUAUUCCUGAUGAUCAUUUACCUGGUCCAACAGACAAUAAUGAAGGCCCAUAUGAAGUGGCAGACUUCAUGCCAGAACUCCAUCACAGUGGAGGCAUAGUAUUUACUCCCACGCCAAACAUCCAAUUAAGCUCAAAUAAGAAUGUGGAAACAGCUAUGGAAUCAGACUUAAAAAAACUUGAUUUGAAAGUUUCUAGUUUACCAAAACACCUAGUAACUUCAACAAUUCUAUCAAGUAAUUUAGCAGCAAGUCCUGAAAAGGCAGGUUCCUUAGGAUCCCCAAAUAUAUCAGUUCACAUUAAUAGUCAGUUAAUCAGCACUGUAUUUGGCAAAAAGCCAUCUCCAUUUAUUGACACUGGUAUACUUGUGAAUUUGAGUGAAAAAAACAAUGAUUCCAAGUCACUAGAAGCAGCUUUAACAAAUAGUCAAGAAAGUUCACUAGGGAAAAACGCAUCAUCAAUUGUGAUUGAUAGGUUACACAAGGAAAAAAGGUCAACUGGACCCAUGUUGUUAACCAAAGAUAAUGAUUUAUUCAAAGUUAAUACCUCUUUAAUAAAAACAAAUAAAGCAUCUACUCAUUCAGUAACUGAUAGAAAAGCUCACACUGAUAGCCCAACAUUAAUUGAAAAUAUCACAUCAGCCUGGCAAGAUUCUAUAUUAAAAAGGAACACUAAUUUUCAACAAGUGACAACUUCGGUUCCUGUUGAAAUGCUUGUAGAUAAAAAUACUACGGUUCUGUCAGUAAAUCAUGUAUCAAAUAAAACUACUACAUCAAAAAAUAUGGAAAUAGAUAAUCAAAUAAAAGAGGGCCCUGUGUUGCCAAAUGCAGAAGAUCUGGAAUCAGCAAACUGGAUAAAAAGUAUGCAUGGAAAGAACUCCCUGAAUUCUGGACACAUACCUACUCUAAAGCAGUUGCUAUCCUUAGGAUUAGAAAAGUCUAUAACAGAUCAGAGAUUUCUGUCAGAGAAGAGGAAAGUGGUAGUAGAAGAAGAUGAAAUUACAAGAAACACGAGACCCAAAGAGAUAAUUUUUCCAAGCAAUGACAGUGUAUCACUAACGGCCUUGGUGAAUAUACAAAAAAAAGAUACAUAUGACCAAGUAAAAACUUUACAGGAAGAGACAGAAAGGGAUGAUGCACUAACACAAGAGAAUGUAGUUUUGUCUCAGGUGUAUGCACUGACUGGCACUAAGAAUGUCUUGAAGAACCUUUUCUUACUAAGCCCAAGGCAAAAUUUAAGUUUAAAUGUAAAGGCAUAUGCACCAAUACUUCAAGAUAUGAGAUCAAAAAGUGAUUCAACAAAUACAGCAGAGAUUCACGUGACCCAUUUCUCAAAAAGAAGUGAGGAAGAGGAAACAAAUAUAGAAGGCUUGAGAAAUCAAACCACACAGAUGGAAGAGAAUUAUCUAAGCACAAGAAUGUCUCCUAAUAUAAGCCAGAAGAACAUUAUUGCUCAGUAUGGUAAACAGGCUCUAAAAAAACACAGAUUCCCUCUACAAGAAACAGAGCUUGAAAAGGGAUACAUUGUAGAUGGCACUUCAACCCCAAACAUGAAAUAUUCAACCCAGGGCCUCCUUACACAGAUAGAGUACAACAAGAAUGGAGAAAAGGCCAUUACUCAGUCUCCAUUACCAGGUAUUUUCAUGAGCAAUGGCACCACUCAGACUAGUAACUCUGCAUUACCCAUUGGAAAUAUAUCAGCAUUUCCAUUAAUCAUAUCUGUGGAUCUGAUGAGGAUACCAUCCCAAGAGAACUCUUCUCAUUUUCUAGCUUCAGACUAUACAUUCAGGACAAAAAGCUCUAGGGCUCAAGAAGGCAGCAAUUUCUUACAAAGAGCUAAUAAAAAUAACCUUUCUUUAGCUAUCCUACCACUGGAGAGCAUUGAAGAUCAAGGAAAGGUUGACUCCCUGGGGACAAGUGGCACAAACUCAUACAAAAAAAUGAAGAACAUUGUUCUCUUGAAAAGAGUUUUGCCUGAAGCACCUGGCAAAGUUGAAUUGAUUCCUGAAGUCUCCAUUCAUCAUACACCUACAGAAACUAGUCAUGGAUCUCCCAGCCAAGUGGACCUCAUGGAAGAGACCCUUCUUCAGAAAACCAAAAACUCUGAAAAGACUCCCUAUGAGCUGCUGGAUUCUCUUGCUUUGGAUAACCAAUAUGUUACCCAGAUACCAAAUGAAGAAUGGAAAUCCAAAGAGAACUCACCAAAAAACACAUCCUUUCAGACAAUGGACAAUAUUUUGUCCUUGAACCCUUGUGAAAUGAAUUACCCAUUAGCAGCAAAUGAGGUAAAAAGUUCACCCCAAAGAGAAGGCACUUGGAAAAAACAAGAAAGAGAUGGAAGACUGUGCUCUCAAAACACAGUAGUCUUAAAACAUCACCAAAAGGAAGUAACCCAUGCUACCCUUGAAUCAGAGCAAGAAGAAACUGACUAUGAUGAAACCAUCUCAACAGAAAUAAAGAGAGGUGAUUUUGACAUUUAUGGUGAAGAUGAGAAUCAGGGCCCCCGAAGCUUUCAGAAGAGAACCCGACAUUAUUUUAUUGCAGCAGUGGAACGGCUUUGGGACUAUGGGCUGAGUAGAUCCCCUCAUGUUCUAAGAAACAGGGAUCAGAGUGGCAGUGCUCCUCAGUUCAAGAAGGUAGUUUUCCAGGAAUUCACUGAUGGCUCCUUCAGUCAACCUUUAUACCGUGGAGAACUAAAUGAACACCUAGGCAUCUUGGGACCAUAUAUAAGAGCAGAAGUUGAAGACAACAUUGUGGUAACUUUCAAAAAUCAAGCCUCUCGUCCCUACUCUUUCUAUUCUAGUCUCAUUUUUUAUAAGGAAGAUAACAGACAAGGAGCAGAACCCAGAAAAAACUUUGUCAAACCAAAUGAAACAAAAACUUACUUUUGGGAAGUCCAACAUCACAUGGCACCCACGAAAGAUGAGUUUGACUGCAAAGCCUGGGCUUACUUCUCUGAUGUUGAUCUGGAGAAGGACAUGCACUCAGGCUUGAUUGGACCCCUUCUGAUCUGUCGCACUAACACACUGAGUCCUGCUCAUGGGAGACAAGUAACAGUACAGGAAUUUGCUCUGUUUUUCACUAUCUUUGAUGAGACUAAGAGUUGGUACUUCACUGAAAAUAUGGAAAGGAACUGUAGGACAUCCUGUAAUAUCCAAAAGGAAGACUCCUCUUUAAAAGAAAAUUAUCGCUUCCAUGCAAUCAAUGGCUAUGUGAUGGAUACACUCCCUGGCUUAGUAAUGGCUCAGGAUCAAAGGAUUAGAUGGUAUCUACUGAGUAUGGGCAGCAAUGAAAACAUCCAUUCUAUUCAUUUCAGUGGACAUGUGUUUACUGUACGGAAAACAGAGGAGUACAGAAUGGCUGUGUACAACCUCUAUCCAGGUGUUUUUGAGACAGUGGAAAUGCUACCAUCCAAAGCUGGGAUUUGGCGGGCUGAAUGCCUUAUUGGCGAGCACCUAAAUGCUGGGAUGAGCACUCUCUUUCUGGUGUACAGCAAGCAGUGUCAGAUUCCCCUGGGAAUGGCUUCUGGACACAUUAAAGAUUUUCAAAUUACAGCUUCAGGACAAUAUGGACAGUGGACCCCAAACCUGGCCAGACUUCAUUAUUCUGGAUCAAUCAAUGCCUGGAGCACCAAGGAACCCUUUUCCUGGAUCAAGGUGGAUCUGUUGGCACCAAUGAUUAUUCAUGGCAUCAAGACCCAGGGCGCCCGUCAGAAGUUCUCCAGCCUCUACAUCUCUCAAUUUAUUAUCAUGUAUAGUCUUGAUGGGAAGAAGUGGUGGACUUACCGAGGGAAUUCCACUGGGACUUUAAUGGUCUUCUUUGGCAAUGUAGAUUCAUCUGGGAUAAAGCACAAUAUUUUUAAUCCUCCAAUUAUUGCUCGGUAUAUCCGUUUGCACCCAACUCAUUAUAGCGGCCGCAGUACUCUUCGCAUGGAGUUGAUGGGCUGUGAUUUAAACAGUUGCAGCAUACCAUUAGGAAUGGAAAGCAAAGUAAUAUCAGAUGCACAGAUUACUGCCUCUUCCUACUUCACCAAUAUGUUUGUAACCUGGUCUCCUUCACAAGCUCGACUUAACCUGCAGGGGAAGACUAAUGCUUGGCGACCUCAUGUGAAUAAUCCAAAAGAGUGGCUACAAGUGGACUUCCAGAAGACAAUGAAAAUCACAGGGAUAAUCACCCAGGGAGUGAAAUCUCUCCUUACCAGCAUGUUUGUGAAGGAGUUUCUCAUCUCUAGCAGUCAGGAUGGCCAUCGCUGGAUUCUCAUUUCUCAGAAUGGGAAAGUUAAGGUUUUUCAGGGAAAUCAAGACUCCUUCACACCUGUGAUGAACUCUCUAGACCCACCACUGCUGACUCGCUACCUUAGAAUUCACCCCCAGAGUUGGGCCCACCAGAUUGCUCUGAGGAUAGAGAUUCUGGGUUGCGAGGCCCAGCAACUAUACUGAGGACCUUACAGUCCUGAUCUGCCCUUCACCAAGUCCAUCAGCUCUCAGGUAUUCCUCAACUCCAGGCCAGGGUCCCUUUCAGGCUUCCAGGUUAUACAAUACCUCGACACUGUCCAUGGCACAUGCAUUUUUAAUAUGUAUUUAAGUUACAUAAUGCUAGCAGACACUGACCUGAAGCUUCCUGAAGUAUUAAUCCUGCAUUUCUUAAAAUGUAGGAUUAGGUUUCUGACAGAGCUACACCUUUGUUGUAGAAAAACUUGAUGUUAAGAAAAAUAUUCUUUGUAUUCACAGAAGAUAUUCAUGAUAUAAGCAUCAGGCUGAACUUCAGACAUUUAGAAUUAGACUCGUGCUUAUUAUCCUAAUGGAUCAUGAAAUAAAACAUGUUUGGGGAUCUUAUCUGCAUAGAUGUGAAAUAAAAAAGCAAGUAAUUUUGACAGUAAAUGAAGUAAAAUGAAGAUAAUAGAAGAAUUGCUAUAUUAGAGUCUACUUGAUUAAAUAAACAAUCUCAGAAGGAUGUAGAAAUGAAGCCAUUUUAUCUUAAUUCCAAUAAACAAAAAAAUACAUUAGAAGUAUAGAAUUUAUCCAGAACCUUGAAAUUGAAGUGACAACGUCCUAUUGAAAUUUGUGGUGGCCAAGAAGAGGAAUGCUCAUAAUAGGCUUAAAACACAUUGUUUACAAAAUGUUUGCAUUGGGCUGGGAAUGUGAUCUAGUGGCAGAGUGCUUGCUUAGCAUGCAUGAAGCCCUGGGUUCGAUC
Messenger RNA from Dipodomys spectabilis (banner-tailed kangaroo rat), 7861 nucleotides. It is a transcript of the gene F8, whose product is annotated as coagulation factor VIII. NCBI's taxonomy places the organism in Eukaryota, Metazoa, Chordata, Mammalia, Rodentia, Heteromyidae. The transcript is spliced from 26 exons. The record is from RefSeq and is a predicted model, not a curated record. Bases 169 to 7107 code for a protein of 2312 amino acids. Gene Ontology annotation, molecular function: oxidoreductase activity; copper ion binding.